This is a messenger RNA of Blumeria graminis f. sp. triticale, 558 nucleotides long. Lineage: Eukaryota; Fungi; Ascomycota; Leotiomycetes; Helotiales; Erysiphaceae. The record is from the annotation of a GenBank genome assembly.
AUGAGAUCUUACAUCAACAUAUUCUACUUUACCAUUAUCGCAGCAAUAAUAUUUGCCGCUCCUAAUAAUGCUCGCUCGCUCCAUCGAGCCGGCUUUCCUGUGAUUGAUAAGAGAAACGCAGGAAAAGAUCAUACUGGCUAUCAAUGUGGAUCGACUAAGCACAAGAUGGAUAAGAUUCUUGAUGCCAUUAAAAUGGCUUGUCCAGAUCCAGAACAGAGCGAUAGUUUUUGGUUUUCCUACAAUGACAGCGGCUUUCCCAAGACGUUUUCUGAAGCGCAGAAGCUCGGUUUACCCAAGGAUACUAUGAUAACACCUGUUAGAGGGGGCUUUUUUGGUGAGAUUUAUUUCAUACUUCCGAGCACAUCUUUUUGGUUUUCUCCAGAACCAUUACAGUUCCAUUAUGCCGCGUUUGAGCCGUUGACUUGCAAGCUUCGUGGUCUAAUUCGUCAGAAAGACAAUAAAAAAGACGGCGUUUUCCAGCUUUGCCAAUACACGACUUGGCCCCCGAGCUGGACGGAUCCGUAUGUUGAGGCCCAAACUCAUUUUCUGCUUUCGUAA